AGCCUAUUUUUGCCUGCUAUUUACUUUACCCACAUUACUGUUUGUGAGGAAAACAACAACUAAAUCAGCGCCUCAAACCCUGCUUAACCAUAAACCACUAUUUCGAAACUGGGAGGAUCUUGCAACAGUGUCGUUCAGUCCUUCCAGCAAACACAUGACCAGCCAGGCCUGAAAUCAACAAAGAUCCGCUGCGUUUGCCAUCAUGAUCCAAACUCGGACUUUUUUACUUUUUGCUUUUGUUUUCUUUGUCUUCUGUUUUGUAAUAGUUUUUGGUCAGACGACAAGUCCAGAAACAAACUGCACUAUAAAAUCCAACACAACUUGUGAAGAAUGUCUGAUGAUUGUUUCGUGUUUGUGGUGCAUCUCAAGCCAGAAAUGCAUUGACUAUCCAGUGAAGAGCAUUCUGCCCUCUCACAGUGUUUGCCCUCUCUCAGAAGCACGAUGGGGAGUAUGCUGGAUGAAUUUCCAGACUCUCAUCAUUACCAUCUCUGUGAUCGUGGGGGUGAUCAUCAUCGCCAUAUUUGUCUGCUGCUUCUGCUGCUGUAAAUGUGAAAACAUUGGGUCUAAAAGGAGUGACGUGCGAAUGGAGAGACAAGGUCAUCUGAGAAAGUUCCGUCAAGAGGAGAGGAAAGCAGAGAUGAGGCAGAGACAUGAAGAAAUGCGAUUGAAAUACGGUUUGAAAAAGGAUAACCAGUACUCCAGAUUUGAGAACAGCUAAGAAACUUGUGAUGAUGCUCCACUGUUGUCUUUUCUUUUACCUCACACCUAUUGUAAAAAUGAACACAUUUCCCUGCACAGCCAGCACUCCAUUUUUCUUUGAGUUUGAAAGACACUGAAUAUACCAGUUAGCAGCUGACCACACAAACAUACAUUGCUUUUGGCUUGACAUUUAAUUAACUCACCUGGAUUUUCGAUGAAUCUUCAAGCAAACCACAAUAUGAAGCCUUGUAAAUAUAGUACAUGGAUUCAUUUUUAUUUAGCCUCAGCAAAUUUUAGUUGUGUAGCUUUUUACUCAGAUUAAACUAGGACUUGUCUUGCAUAAAUAUAGAAAACGUGCUAUAAUACAGUGCGCUUUAUAGAUUAAUGUCCCACACAUUUCAAAUUGACAAAUUGAUUUGUCUCUGCCUUUGCUAAUUUGUUGGCAUUUCAAUGUAAUUUGUCUAUGUGCUGCAUUUUUUAAUGUUUUGAUCACUAGCUUGUUGUAUUUACCAAAGGGUUGAUUUGUCAGUGCAAUUGACAAAAGUCAAAUAAACUGUGAGAAAGAUAUCAAUAAAAGUGAAUAUUGUACAGCAAA
Molecule: messenger RNA, 1294 nt
Organism: Sinocyclocheilus anshuiensis
Lineage: Eukaryota; Metazoa; Chordata; Actinopteri; Cypriniformes; Cyprinidae
Gene: pttg1ipb
Product: PTTG1 interacting protein b
Exons: 7
Coding region: 203-718 (171 amino acids)
Biological process (GO): protein import into nucleus
Cellular component (GO): nucleus; cytoplasm
Source: RefSeq, a predicted model, not a curated record